Cutaneotrichosporon oleaginosum is the source of this 1467-nucleotide messenger RNA. RefSeq lists its product as uncharacterized. The record is from RefSeq and is a predicted model, not a curated record. NCBI's taxonomy places the organism in Eukaryota, Fungi, Basidiomycota, Tremellomycetes, Trichosporonales, Trichosporonaceae.
CUCCGCCCCACAGCGGCCGCCAGCGCGUCCAAGCCCACUGCGUCAGCGCCAGUCAAGUAUGCGCCCGCGACGCGCGAGGAGGUGCUCGCCGCCACGCUUGGCUCCCUCGUUUCGCGCGGCGACCCUCCGGCCAACACGCCGUCGCCACGGCGCGAGCGCCCCUCUUCGGCAGCCGCCGACUUUGCUAGAGAGUACCGCGAGCGCCCUCGGACGGCCGAGGGGUCUCGCCGCUUCGACGGGUCGCCUCGCCGCGUUGAGAGUAUGCGGGAGCGUCCGGCGUCCCGCCUCUCCAAGCUGGCAGAGGUCACUGAGUGCGAGGUUUUGGCGAGCACCCCAACUACACCCAAGAUCCAGGUCUCGCCAUCUAGAGUCGCGCCCCGCGUUGAUGUCAAUAUCUCGACUUCUAACUUCUCGCCUCUCCGUCCCUCGCCACCUCUGGUGUCCAAGUACCGCGGCCCGCCGACUGUGCCCUCGCCCAACCGCAAGGCCAAGCAGAGCACGGCGCCCAGCGAGCUCGUUCACGCCGAUAACCCCGUACCCGAUCUGGAGCGCCUCGCGGAGUGGGCGAAGCAAGUGGAGCUGUACGUGGAGCAGGCGAGGCGUGCGAUGGCCGAGGGCCGCCCUGUGCCGUCCAUGACGCUGCCCGACCUCGAGGAGCUGAAAGGCCACCACGCGCAGUCUACGGCCCAGGCCACACGUCCCGAGAGUCCCCCCUUCCCUCGGAAAAGCGACAGACUUGGGCCUCGAGACAGGAAGAGGUCUGAGGUCACCGGAGAGGCUGAGGUGCCGGCGAUGACCGUAAGCUCGCGCAGAACCGCGAGCACGGCACUCCAGACGCCAGCUACGGCUCGUACCUCUUUGCCAAAGGUGAAGGGCAAGGGCAAGGAGAAGGAAGCGGAGAAGGAGAAGGACACAGAGACGGAAAACGAAAAGGAGAAGGAGAAGGGCUCGCUAUCCAAGGCCGCAUCGCAGACGCUCAAGCGCCACCCCGUGAGCCAGGUCUUCCGCCGGUGGGGUGAUCGCCAUGAUAAGGGAGCCACGCCCGAGCAGCCGCGUAUCGCGGUGCGCAAGAGCGAGCCGCAGCUCGAGCGGCGGCCCGUCUCGUCCCAGCUACAGGAGGUGCUGGGCGAGGAGGAGCCUGAGCGCGUCACCCCUAGCCGCCUGGGCAAGGCGGCCAGCAGCCGGAGCCUGCGUGAGGUGGUGCAGGUCGGCCUCGGGCGGGACCGGAGCAAGACAGUGCCGCGCCGCUUCGGCGCCAGUCCCUACGCCGAGCGCGAGACCCAGGAAAGCAGCAAGAAGGAGGACAAGAAGGAGAGAAGAAUCAGCCUGUUCAAGCUUUUCAAGGGCAAGAAGUAGACAUUUGGUACGAGCGCACACGAGCACGCUCAUCGGGAAACAUACGCUCGCCCAUGAUCACUUGGAUCGCUUGUGAAUAUUACAUACCUAGUGCUACUCGUGCAAAUGUCA